CCGAGCAGGACGCCGAAGAAAGGAAAGAAGACGCCGCCACUAAUGGCUGCUCCCAGCUGCACACGCUCUAAUAUACACAAACAUGUCGGGAGAGGCUGGGUCAAAACGGGCUGGCCCACGCAGGAAUGACGAUGAAGAGACGGCAAACUCGGUGGAGCAAGUGGCCCCGAGUGGGGGGAAAAAAACGAUAAUAAGGUAGAGAGAAAUGGAUCUGCGAUGACAGAUGAGCAAAAGGGCGGAGGCGAGAAGUACAGGAAGGUUAGAAACAUACAGUGAGAGAAAGUGAAAGCAGGAGGAACGAGGCGUUGAGGGAGGAGAAGACCUUACUUUAGAAGCCUUGAGGUGAUGGAUCGUGUGCGCAUCUCGGUGAGGCCGUUCAUCAGGUGACCUGGGAUGGGACCUGGAUCAUCGGAGGGAUUAGAUCAAGUUGCCUGUUUUGCACUUCAGAACCAAAAAACUCCCUCAACACGACAUUAAGUCUGAAGCCAAAACAGGCUCCACCAAACUAAACAUGAGCAAACUGGGAGAAAAAGUCAAGCAAACAAAGGCAAGAACCCCAUCAUAACUCCAUUCAAGACGACGCCUUCCGUCAUGAAUGCAUACUAUAUUUGGCGUCUGGCUUUAAUAUAUAAAAAGUGACACAGGAUCCCCCAAACGGUUGAAGGGUUUCGGUGCAAAACCGUGUUUUGAGAGACCUCAGCAGAGCGAACUAAUAUUCCUCACGUGCACCUAACAGCAUAUGCACAGCUCCCUUUAUGUCACACUGGAGUUAUGAUCUUCAAGAUAAAGAGCAGAUAUUUUUGGCUGAAAGAAAAAUAAUCUGCGGGCUGGAGAUUUAGAAGCAGACGGAGAGAAUGCUCUGGUGACCAAAAAUAGCGGAGGAGGAAGAUCUACGUCUGGGAAAAGAAAAAAAAAAGGAGUAUUAGAGAGAUGCAAAUAAGGAAGACUGGGCUGUUUUCUCUGCUUUCUUGGCCAAGAAGAGCUGGGAAAUUGCACAAUUUUUGUGGCGGUUGUCCAGUGGAAGUCAUCUGGGGAACAUUGCCUAGAGGGAGGCUUGGUUAGAUAGUUAGAGAAUGACACUUGAUGAAGACAAAAGCCAGAGCAUUUUCUGACAAACUUCAGCUGCCCACAUAAAACACUUGGACAGAUCCAACUGGAAAACCAGCCGCCAUUUUCUUAUUUUCUGUGCAUACCAAAACUUUUUUUUUUUUAAAAAAAGGAUUGUUUCAUCUUAACAAGAAGGUCGCCAACUGGGACAAACGCUCCCAUUUGAAGGGACUUUUUUGCUCGGCUGCAGAAGAGUCACUUGAAAACUCUGGAGUAAAAAAAAAAGAUGGAGAUGGAGCAAGGACACAUGUCUCUGCGUCGGGGAGUGAGCUGGAGUUCGGGAGGAUUGACAAAACCUCUCCAAGACACGGCAGGGAGGGAGAGCACAGGCGUGACGCCGGAAACGACAGGAUUCAAGACGGACCAAAUGAGCAGCAAAACAAAUUUAACCAGGAGCGUCAGCCUAUCCGAAAAGGAACUGAAAGAGGCUCGCCUAAAGAGUCACAUCAUUGCUGCUCAGCUCACUGUGCCUUCCAACUCCAGCUCCAGAGGCGUGCAACUCUUCAACCGCCGCAGGCAGAGAGUCACCGCCUUUACUCUGGAAAGCAGCGGAGAGGUGUCGAAGGACAACAUCGGCAGGAAUGUGAAAGACAACCCCUCAUGUGACAAACUGACAUGGGCAGAGAGAAGUCGUGAGGAGAAAGAUAGAGACUUGAACUAUAAGAAUUGUACUACUAUCAAGCCGCCCUUAGUGCCUACUGGGAAUCUACCUGGAGCAGGUGAUAACAUGGAAGAGCAAGGUGACCAUUAUCAAAAAGAAGAUGACACUGAGCACACUUUUAUGCAAGACAGACAUUUCCUCCCUGUAAAGGAGGUGGAGGAGCAAGAAGAUGAGGACGGGGACGACAAAGUCAAGAAUGAGCUCCCACCUGGAAGAGAAAACAUUAAUCCAAUUGUCAUGAGUCUUGUUGAAAGUGAAACAGAGACAAAUGAAGGUCACACGGUGCCAUCUCCUCUGGGAAAACUUCCCAAUGGCUGCCAUAGUACUGAUGGACCUCAGAGGAUAUUUGUCUCUACAUCGAAGCAGAACACUAUCAUCAAUCGCACUGCCAGGCCUUUUUUCUCACCGCUGACGGUGCAAUCCCAAGAGGCCACCAGUCCCGUCAUAGAGAGCCUCCCUGCUCCUUCUGCCUUUACUGCUCCCCAGCCAGUGGCAAUGUCACCGCCACCACCUCCUCCUCCGGAAUAUCCCACACCUCCCCUACCAGCCUUCACAAACAAGCCUCCAAAGACUGAAUACUCCACACCACCUGUCAUGUCUCAAACCCCCUCUCUUCCACCCCAAUUCCCUGUAUCUACUGCAUCUCAGACUGCUGCUUCGAUCCAAGUACCGCAUUAUGGACCCCCCACAGCCCCAAAGCCUUUUAGCUUUGUUCCCCAACCCUUUGUGGAAAGAAAGUCAACACCGCCGAUAAAAACAGGAAUACUUGAGGAUAAUUCUACCAGACGAGCAAGUAAAAAGUCAAUGUUCACGUUCAAAGAGAAGGCGGUUGUAGCACCUAACCCUGAGCUGCUCUCUUUAGUGCAGGGGGUGGAUGAAAAGAAGAAACAUAGACACAGAGGUGUGCCUGAACCAUCAUCUGAGGAGGAGUUAUUGGCCCUUGGGGCAGAAGCAUCCAACUUUCUUGCAAAAGAGGAAGACGAUGCUGAAGAAGCCAAAGCUCCAGAAUGGACCUCCUGUCUUAAGAGCUCCAGAACGUACACAAGGGUAGAGCAUAAACCAGAACACACCCUGAAUGAUGCAUCGGGAAAGGGUGCAGAGCUGUUUGCCAAGCGUCGGUCCAGAAUGGAGAAAUAUGUAGUUGAGACUCAGAACCCAGGUCACCAUAUAAGAUCGCCGUCUCCGACAAUGUCUCUGCCACCAUCUUGGGUUUACCCAUCAAACAUGCCAGGUAGGGUCAAGGCUAUUGCUAAAAACUCAGAUAUGUGUGCUCAGCUUGCGCACAACAUAAAGAUUCAACAAAACACCAAGCCAAAACCAAGACAAACACCAGCAUCAGAACAGAUUCAAGAGGUGCCUCCUCUAGAGAAUGGUUGCUCCAAGAUAGAGAUGGACUUGUCAAGACACCGGCCCUACCAGCUUAAUUCUUCCCUCUUCAUACUGAAGCCUGUCAAGGACCCGUUGAGUACACUACCCAAAGGAGCACCACAGUCCAGGCACCAGAUGUCACCUCAGUUGUUCUCUAGACAGACUUCCUUGCCCAACAACCCUGUCUCUCACUUUAGCGUCCCGUGUAAAUCUCCCUCACUCCCUCUUAGCCACACCACAGGAGCAGUGUAUCCAGCAUCAAGUCCAGCUUGUGGGCAGCCAUCAGCCGCUUUUUCUCCAGGCCGUGUGUCAUCUCCUCGGAUGGGAAUUCAAGCACCGAGGCCAAGAUUUUCUGCCAAAAAGGCAGGGCUUGAACCACAGAAACCGAAGGAGUUCUACACAGUUGAACCCCCCAGUGACACACAGCUUGGCCUCACCAAGAAGUCCAUCAGCACAGAUGGUCCAACAUGGACGUCCAGCCUUCAAAUUAACCGCCCCUCCUCAACCACUCCCAUCCGAUCGGUCACUUCCCCUGUUCCAUUUUCCAGUAGUAGAAGCCAGUCUCCAAUGGGUCACCAAAAUGUCAAGCUUUCCACGCUUUCAUCCGUUUCCAGGCUACUCCAGACAUCCACAUCUCCAUGCUCCCCCCCAUGGGGAUCAAGGUGCCAGUCCCCAAUGGUUGGCCAGAAUGCCCAAUUUAACACCAAUCCAUCUGCUCAUGAUUACAAGCCCCAAACAUCAAAUUCUUCUCGUUCUCUUCCGUGGGGUUCAAGAUGCCAGUCCCCCGUAGUCAACCCGAAAUCUUCAAAUGCUCAGCAAAUUUUAUCUAGAACAUCUACAAGCACCUACCCACUCUCUCCACCUAGGGGAUCUAGAUGCCAGUCCCCUGUGGUGGGCAUUAGUAGCCACUUCUCUACCUUCUCCUCAGUUUCUUCAUCCAGACCUUUUCAAACAUCUGCAAAUGCAUCUCAGCAUUCUCCUCCUUGGAGUCCAAGGUGUCAAUCACCAACGACCAUUCAGUCUUCUAGACCUUCCAAACCAGUGACAACCACUUCUCAUGUCUCUCCACCUUGGGGCUCACGCUCCCAGUCGCCUGCACUUUCUCAUAGUAGUGUGUCCUUCCCUUCUGCUCACCGUCUGUCUAUAUCCUCUGCAUCCUCUCCUCUACCCCUACCAAGGGACAGUCGCUGUAUGUCUCCAGUCAAUAAUAAUCUCGACUCCAAGGCCAAUCAUCGGAUCUUGGCAAAGAACAUCAUUAAUGCAGCCAAACGUAAAAACAGCCCUUCUCCAGGUGCACUGAGCGGUCACAGUCUUCCCAUAUCACCUGUGGGAUUUUCCCACCAUGGCUAUGAUUGCAAACCUCCCAUUAACUCCUUUCAGUCACAGCCAUUGGGUGCCCGGUCGCCAACAUUCACCAGUCCCCCACCAACACCAACGCAGAGGAUCUGCUCACCUGUGAGGUUCUACAACACACGCUCCCUCACUGAUUCUGACGCCUCCAUUGAGUCAGAGGACUCGGGCCUGCGGUCACCUGGCAUGCAUUCUUACAAUACUUGUCCCCGCGGCUGGGGUGGAAGUUUGAGGGUAAAGAAAAGCGCCAUCUCUACUGACCUGUAAGAUCCUGAUAUUUGCUUCCAUAGACUUGACUGGCAUUAGACUUUUCUUAAACACACACAAUUACAGACACAGAUCUUGGGCCAUGAAAAUGUUGUUUCAUAAUGCAAUUAGUAUUGUAUCUUAUGCUCUUACAAUGACAAGAACAAGCUUUUUACAUACAGUUGUGGUAGCUUGUACGCUUCCAGCAUACCAAAAGUGCACACUCAAAAUAACCAAAGAUAUUUUUUUGUAUUCACUUUAAAUGUUAUACUUUGCAGGCUCACAACAUGCAUACCUGGCUAUAGCUCAUUAGCAUUGAUAGAUUAGUUUUGAAUGUUAUAAUCAUUGUUUACUGGCCUGACAAGAGUCAACACGCAAAUACUUUUACAUUUCAAGACACAACAAAUGCUUGAAGUGAGUAAUGUGUAAAACAAACUAAUAAACUGUACGCUACUUUAAUGAAACAUUUUCAUUUUACUGUUCACCACAUAUUGGAGACUGUUCAUUUUUAUCAUACCGUAAUUGGUAAUCACAAAUGACUGAAGAAUUUAUCGCAGACUGCUAUUCUAGUUAAUAGAAAAUUGCAAUACAUAGUGCAGUAACCAGUGUAACGUAGCGUACGUGUUUCUUGUUGUACUGCCUUUAUUCAAAUGAAUGUACAUUUUGCAGCGACGCAGCAGGCACCAAGAAGGUAGUAAUGGGAGUUGAAAAGGGAUGUGAAUCAUUGAUACGCCAAUUCGAUUAAACUAGAAGAUCUCCUUUUGCUAUAUUUGCAAUGAACUUGUUUUAUAUGAUUUCCUAGAUUUUCAAAUGCUGUCUGUUGACCUGCAAGUUUAGGGGUUUAAGAGACUAGUAUUCAUAAGGAAUGAAUGGGCAUUUGACUAAUUUAGCUUGACUAUUGGGGAAAAUCAAAGAUCAAUCAAUUGGUUCUUGAUUUCUAAAUAUUAUUUAUUACGAUAAUAUCGGAUUAUCUUGGAUUAACUCUUGUUAACGAUAGUGUUGUAUUGAGUAAAAUAAUGCUGCCUGAAGGGAACGUAGUGCAACUUCCUAUAUGAGAGCCAGCUACCGUGGACAUUUGUGUUUUGCAUAACAGUGCUUUUUUUUUUUUCAAAAAUGUGUAGCUCUGACAAAAUAAAUAGAACAAAUACAAAUGUCCAGGGCAGAGGAGGCAACGUUUAUUAGACCACAAACUAGUUGAGACUGAUUCAACAGCGCCUUUACUGGUGGUAGCUAAAUAGUGCACCCUAUUUUGAUUCAAAAUGACAAUCCAUUCAACAAAAUCAACAAAACAAGUUGAUCAGAUUAUUCAAGAUAAUUGUGAUGCAUUAUUUUAUUUUUUUUUAAAUUUGAUAACAGUGACAAACAAAAAAGAAAAUGUCUUAAUAUUUCAAUUUGUCAUUAACUAGAAAUACACCAUGCUUUGCCUUUAAAUUCUGAGUUUCCUCUUACAGGCAUCAUGAUCUGCACUUCCUCUCCCUUUCAUUCCAGUUAAGAAUAGUUCAUUUCUGUUUUGAUUGUCUUCAAUGUCAAAAUAGUGAUGGUAACAGCACAAUCCAGCUCACAGACAAAAUGGAUGCAGUUGGCCAAACAUGUGGCUGCCUUCUGUUUUAAGCAUCCACAUGCUGCAAACUAUUCUUACACCAUUGCCAUAUUGCCCAGUCAUGUGUCAGCAAACACAGCCGAUCACACACCUGAGCGUGUUUUGAGAGACAAGGACACCUGCGUGGUGUUGACCUUCAGCAGGAUUAAACCCAUCACUGUCAUGGAUCGGUUUCAGCAACUAUUGCUGACACCCUAAAGACGGAGCAUAUUGCAAGUUAGACUUUUGCGAGCAUUGCUUUUUGGAACUGCAUUUUUAUACAACUAUACGUUCCAUAAUUGCAUGAUGUCGGACAUUCGAUGAAUAAUAAAGUGAUGACACACAAGUGAAGGCCCGGGGCGUUCUUUCUCUCCAUUAGACCAUUUCAUAAUCCAAGAUUAAAAUCAUGCUAUUUUAUCUUCUUCAUGAAGGCCCAUGUGUAUUUAUAGUGAAAGUCAGCCCUGCAACGUGAUUCAGUUAUUUGUGUGUCCUACUAUAAACUUAUGCUAUAAUACUUUAACUGGUCCUUAACAGAUCUAAUGAAACCUCCAAAGCCUUUUGGAUAAUUAUCUACUGAUCAGUUUGAGA
This is a messenger RNA of Entelurus aequoreus (snake pipefish), 6899 nucleotides long. Its product is annotated as synaptopodin. The transcript has 4 exons. The record is from RefSeq and is a predicted model, not a curated record. Bases 1334 to 4753 code for a protein of 1139 amino acids. Gene Ontology annotation, molecular function: actin binding. Gene Ontology annotation, biological process: positive regulation of actin filament bundle assembly. Gene Ontology annotation, cellular component: actin cytoskeleton; Z disc; nucleus. NCBI's taxonomy places the organism in Eukaryota, Metazoa, Chordata, Actinopteri, Syngnathiformes, Syngnathidae.